AUGGUUCACUGUGAAAGCUUCUUGCCCUCAAUGAGGGAUCAUAGUGAAGACUCAAACAGUUGUAACUGGUCAAUGUACGGUGGAGAUAAGAAUUUGCCGCCAUACGGUCAACAGUAUCAGAAUGGUUUCUCGGCGAGACCUGCACCACCAGAAUCUUACUCUGGAAACGAGAGAGAUGUUCUCAAACAAACAAUGCUUGAACACGAAGCCGUAUUCAAGAAUCAGGUUCAUGAGCUUCACCGGUUGUAUAGAACGCAGAAGAGCUUGAUGGAUGAAGUAAAGGGGAAGACUUUUCUUGACCACAUGAACCAGUCUGAGCACACACCGGAGAGUGCGAUUAAACGAGAGCUGCCUGGCUUUCUCUUGGGAAACUCGAUGUGUGGUGGUGAAGGAAGCAGCGCUCAAGCUUGCAGUGUUCCAAUGCAGAAUGGGAUUCGUUCAAAGGACGACGAUGUGUUUGAGGUUAGACCUGUGACGGUCAAGAGAAAAAUGAUCGAUCUUCAGCUCCCGGCAGAGGAGUAUCUUGAUACAGAGGGUGAGAACACGAGCUGUCCUCCUAAUAAGCAGUCGAAAGCAGGAAGAGAAGCUGGUGAGAAGCAGCUGUUUCUUGGAAGAGGCAAUGCUUCUAAUCAGAACGGUUCUUUGGUUAUGAAGAACACUGACUUGAACGAGCCAGUCCAAUGCCAAGAAUCACUACCUGUUUCUGCUUCCAUGGAUUUCUAUUCUCUUUGUGGAAGAAACAUGGCACAGGCGCAAAGCCAAUGGUUGGAAAAAAACUCAGGUCAAAAUGGAUGGAGGGGUCUGGAAGCAGGGCAAGUCAAGAGCACUCCAAGAGACAAGUCAUCUCUGCCUUCCCAUUCGGUACAAGCUCUUUCCAACAGUGCAUUUCAACCUCUGGUCUAUCCUUCAAAUGAUCACAGGCGGUUAUCUGGCGAAUGGGAAGCUCCUCGUCAAAGGAACCCUGAAGUUUCCUAUGAUAGCUAUGUGGAAUCAAGCGUGGCAUCAAAUGCUCCAAGCUUGCAUCAUGCGUACCGCCCUGAAUCUGUUAGACCUUGGAGCCAUUGGAUUCCAUCAUGGGACAACCGAAGUGGCAGCUCAGUUCAGAAACCCUUGCCGCUUCAGACGAAUCCGUUCUUGAAUUUUAAUGCACAAGCAAGAGCAGAUUCGAGUUCUGGGAUGAGAAGUCAUGAUUUUGGCGGGCCUCCUUACCAAGGAUUCUCUUCAGGGUCGAAGGAAACUGCCUCUGCCUUUAAUUUUCCAUCAGGAAACCUUAACCAUCUUAACAACGGCACAAACGGAGCUCUUACAAAUGGUUCUCUGAGUAGUGAGGCUUUGAAGCAAAACUUUCAAGGACCAAGAAAGCAGGAAUCCUCUGCUAAGUUGCCCUGGAUAAUACCUAAGCCUUCUAACAAGAAUGAAACAAUCAACGGCGGUUUCGAUUUGAAUGCUUCUGCAAGUGACGUGUGUGACUCCUCGAAUGGUUUGAGGUCUGUUUCGUAUUCUAAUGGCGCCAACAUGGGACGGGUUAACAUUGCGGAUUCACAGAGCUUUAGAAAGAUUCUUGGAUUCCCGAUCACUCAGCACCCUCCCCUUAUCCCUUCUUCUGUGUGUCUCGCUGAUCAACCCAGGGGAGUCAACACCUUGGUGAAGAGAAACCUCGAUAUCAACUUGCCGUGUGAAGCUUCAGGCGGCUCUGAAGCCGUGGUUAUGGACAAGGUUGAAGGUAAAAAAGCUGCCACUUCCAGGCACUUCAUUGACUUGAAUUUAUGUGCUAGUGAGGAUGAAGAUUUCACCUUGGCUACUAAUCCAAGAGUGGAAAGAAAAGCAACAACUCUGAUAGAUUUGGAAGCUCCACCGAGUCUUGAGAGUGAAGAAGAAGCUGGAGACUCUGUGGAUGAACUCAUCAAGGCAGCAGCAGAAGCUAUAGUCACCAUCUCACUGUCUUGCCACUGCCGUACUACAGACGAAUCUGCUUCCUCUUCGACCAAUCCAGUUGCUGAGGACCCGCUCUCUUGGUUCGUCAACACAAUAGCUUCUUGCGGCAAUGACUUAGAGAAGAAGAUUGAUGCUUGUUUGGAAGUUAGAGACUGUGAAGGCGGCCGUGAGGAAUGUUCUUCAGGAGAGUUUGAUUACUUCGAGGCGAUGACUCUGAACUUACCUCAGACCAAAGAAGAAGACUACAUGCCAACACCUUUAGUCCCUGAGUAUCUGAAACUCGACGGGACGGACUCUAUGGGCGUCACAGCUAACCGGCCAAGGAGAGGACAAGCAAGAAGAGGAAGACCGAGACGGGAUUUCCAAAGGGAUAUUCUCCCUGGACUUGCUUCUCUGUCUAGGCUCGAAGUCACUGAAGAUCUUCAAAUGUUUGGGGGACUUAUGAAAGCCACAGGGUACAGCUGGAGCUCAGGAGUGGCUCGAAGGAGCUCAAACCGUGGUGGGUCUAGCCGAGGGAGGAAACGACUGGUCAGCAACAUUGACAUAGCUCCGGUUUGUUUGAGUAACAACAACAACAGUGUACAAAUGGUGGGACUGGAAGAUAGGAGCCUUACGGGAUGGGGAAACGCAAGUAGAAGACCAAGGCGACAAAGAUGCCCUGCAGGUACUUCUUCCCCAACUGUCAUCUUAACAUAA
Molecule: messenger RNA, 2631 nt
Organism: Microthlaspi erraticum
Lineage: Eukaryota; Viridiplantae; Streptophyta; Magnoliopsida; Brassicales; Brassicaceae
Source: the annotation of a GenBank genome assembly